Messenger RNA from Anthostomella pinea, 633 nucleotides. NCBI's taxonomy places the organism in Eukaryota, Fungi, Ascomycota, Sordariomycetes, Xylariales, Xylariaceae. The record is from the annotation of a GenBank genome assembly.
AUGGCUGAGCCAACGGCAGUCCUGGCACUGCAGCCCAUUCCCAUUCUCAAGGGUGAGAUCAACCUCAAGCAAUGGAAACGCGCAGUGCGUCAGCAUGCCACAUAUUUUGGUAUCCUCGAACACAUAGAGACCAACUUGGUCCUGCCAGAGGAUGCUACACACAUUCAGAAAGUCACAUUCACGAGAUCCAGAGUCCACGCCCACAUGUUGUUGACGUCAACAAUCGCUCCAGUUGAGGCCCAACUGGAAGCUGCAGGCUGGGAUGAUGAGGAUGACAGUCCUCACACUCUCGGGAGUCUCAUUGUGAAGAAUAUUCACAAAGUCUCUGAGAAUUCAGUAACCCAACUAUUCCGCCAAUUCAUGAAUCUCAAACUGGAACAGGGCAUGCUGUUGAGGGAUUUCAAUGCCAAAUUUCAUCGGCUUUUGAACCGCCUUGCAGAACUCGACCUUGUCAUGCCAGAGAAGGCGAAGAUCCUCAUGAUCCUUGAGGCUGUCAAGACCCGCUACCCUGAGUGGCACAGAUCUCCUCUUCUGGAUCUGCCAUUUUCUUUUAAUAGUUUCUGUGGUGUACAUCCAGAAAGAACCCUCGACAGAAGAUGCCAGACCCAGAACCCCGCCUCUGGGCAGGAGUAG